CAACCGCCCUCCCAUUACUACCUGAGUCCUUGAGCAUUAGUCUCCUUUUCAACUCCACAGCUCAGAUCCGGGGAGUUUCUCAAUCUCUAGCUAUCUUCCAACGCUUUCUAAUCUUCUUCAAACCCUGUCGUCUUUCACUGAUAUACAGGUGACUUUGACGAAAGGCUUUGGAUGGUGACGACGAGGCUUUAAACGGCGACGACGAGCUUCAAACGAUGACGUUGUGGCUUCAAAUGACGAUGACAGCUAGGUUUAUAAAGAUUUUCACACAACUUGAUUUAGAGAAAGUUAUUGAUCAUAAAAUCUCAAGUUCACGCUACAAAAAAUAUCAAUUUGAUCGUUAAAAUAGAUGGUCUUUGUAUUCCAGAGCUCCAACACAAAAGUUUUUUCGAAUUUGAGGAGUGCAAAGUGUUUCUUUUAGAUCUUUAGAAAAGCCACUUCUGCUUCCAGUCACAGAUUUGCCAGGGAGACCCAAUUCCUUCGAUCCAAGCCUCACGAACCAGCAAGUUUGGGUUAGAUUUGGUUAUGCUCUUGAUUCUCACAAAAUUGAGUAAGCUCUGCUCAAAAGCCUCUGUCUUGUAGAACUCACUAAACAAUGGGUGAUUAUCAUUUCAUUCACAAGGAUGUUGAAGGAGCCUCCACUCAGUGGGAUGACAUUCAGAGAAAGCUGGGAAACCUACCUCCGAAGCCUGCUCCAUUCAAGCCACCAGCCUUCACACCUGCCCAAGAUGACGCAUCCGUCCCCAAAGACAAGUCUUGGAUUGACCAGAAGAAUGAAGAGGAGCUUGAAGACCUUGAGGAUGACCUAGAUCUUGAUGAUGACAGCUUCCUCCAAGAGUAUAGGAAAAAGAGGUUGAUGGAGAUUAGAGAAGCAGCAAAAAUCUCUAAAUUUGGAUCAGUAAAUCCAAUAUCGGGAUCAGAUUUUGUGCGAGAGGUUUCACAGGCUCCAUCUGAUGUUUGGGUUGUCGUUAUUCUCUACAAAGAAGGAAUUCAAGAAUGCGAUGUGUUGAUGAAUUGUUUGCAAGAACUUGCUGCGAGAUAUCCAGCCACAAAAUUUGUUAAAAUAAUAUCCACAGAUUGCAUUCCCAACUACCCAGAUUGUAAUCUUCCUACUUUGUUAGUUUACAACAAUGGUGCAGUGAAAGCAAAUUAUGUGGGUCUUCGAAGUUUUGGCAGAAGAUGCACACCAGAAGGUGUUGCAUUAGUUCUUUGUCAAGCAGAUCCAGUGCUUAAUGAUGGUCAGUCUGGAAAUGAUGAUGGAUCGAGACAAUCUGUGCUUGAAAGCGUACGCCGAAAGAUAAUUGAGAAAGUGGUGAGAGAUCAUGAAGAUGAGAAUGACGAAGGGUCUUUGAGUGAUUAGUUUUUGAAUCAUUUGCCGCCUUCUUUCUAACGCCUUGUUUCUUAGUUGGAGGUUGAAAAGUAAUGUUUAGUUAAAGUACACCUACAAAUUGUGUUCAUGCGCAUUCCUGUUUCAAUCAAACGUUUUGUUAUCUAAUGGUUGUGUGAUGUAUUGAAGUUCAGAAGUUUUGGAAGUUCAAUGAUUUUGGUAUUUAGGCAAUAGGCAUACCUACCAAACUUAAGAAUUCAAUGAAAAAUAGUUGUGUAUUGUGUUUUUACCAUUUUUGGAAA
Cucumis sativus (cucumber) is the source of this 1629-nucleotide messenger RNA. RefSeq names its product phosducin-like protein 3. The transcript has 8 exons. Lineage: Eukaryota; Viridiplantae; Streptophyta; Magnoliopsida; Cucurbitales; Cucurbitaceae. The coding region runs from base 596 to 1360 and encodes 254 amino acids. Gene Ontology annotation, biological process: protein folding. The record is from RefSeq and is a predicted model, not a curated record. Gene Ontology annotation, cellular component: cytoplasm.